GCUCUUCCAUGCUUUUCCCCGAAAGAAGCCCUAAGGUCCCCUUCCCUCUUCCUUCUGAUUUUCUUCGUGGAUCUCUCCAUCUUCGCCCCCCUUCAUAACCCUACAAAUCUCACAGGUGUUUGGCUCUUUGCCCUCUCACACCGUAUCUCUUUCUAUCUCUCUAUCUCUCUCUCCCUCUGUCAAUUUAUCCGAAACCCUAAUUGUUCCGUGAUCAUUUUCUUCUUAUUCGUCCACCUGGUUUUCGUGAUAAUCUCUAGGUUCAAAUUUCUCUCUACAAGAAUAUAUAAUUCCACAGAUAUUAUGGCUACUGCUUUGGAUAUGUCACUUGAUGAUCUUAUAAAGAACAGAGGUUCCCGUGAGAGAGGUAGAGGACGAGGUAGGGCUCGCCGUGGCCGUGGACCAGGCAGGGCAUCUAAUGGAAGAAUGCCUGGUCCAGUUCGUAGAGGUCCUCUCGGAGUGAAUGCUCGGCCAUCAUCUAAUACAAUUGCCAAGUCUAUCCGCAGAACCAGGACUUUUCCAUGGCAGCAUGAUCUGUUUGAAGAGAGCCUUAGAGCUGCAGGAAUACCAGGGAUAGAAAUUGGCACAAAAUUGUAUGUUUCCAACUUGGAUUACGGAGUAACUAAUGAAGAUAUAAGGGAACUGUUCUGCGAGAUUGGAGACCUGAAACGAUAUGCGGUUCAUUAUGACAAAAGUGGUCGCCCAAGUGGCUCGGCUGAAGUUGUGUAUACCAGAAGAAGUGAUGCAUUUGCAGCUCUUAAGCGGUAUAAUAAUGUUCUCUUGGAUGGUAAACCCAUGAGGAUUGAAAUUGUAGGUGCAAAUCCAGAAAUGCCUGUUUCAGCUCGUGUGAAUGUGACUGGAGUAAAUGGAAGGAGGAAGAGAACGGUUGUUAUGACGCCUGGAGGUGGUCCGAUUGGAGGCUCUGCUGCUGUUAACCGUGGCUCUGGUCGAAACCGUCGUGGGGGUAUGAGUGCUCGUGGCCGUGCUUGGGGUCAAGGUCAGGGUCCAGCUCGGGGUCGGGGUGGGGGCCGUGGCAGAGGCCGAGGCCGAGGCCGGGGCCGUGGUCGUGAAAAUAAUCAAGCUGUUGAGAUGUCUGUUGAUGAUCUUAACGAUGACCUGGAUAGUUACCAUGCUGAAGCCAAGCACACUUGAAUCUUCAAGCUGUGAACUGCUCAGGAAUUAAACUUAUGAGUAGGAAAGUCAAUAUUAGCUUAUGUGAGCUGUACAAAUUGGUUUAUUUCUUUUGCGACUUACGUCCGUUUUGUUGCUUAAUGCUUUAGAUAUUUGCAUGCCCUGGCGUUAAUGAAGCUGUAUGACGAUUCUCAUUAGUUAGUUUAAUUUUUAUGCUUCCUCUCGUUAUUAAUUA
Juglans microcarpa x Juglans regia is the source of this 1363-nucleotide messenger RNA. RefSeq names its product THO complex subunit 4D. Bases 301 to 1149 code for a protein of 282 amino acids. Gene Ontology annotation, molecular function: mRNA binding. Gene Ontology annotation, cellular component: nucleus. Gene Ontology annotation, biological process: mRNA export from nucleus. The transcript has 7 exons. The record is from RefSeq and is a predicted model, not a curated record. NCBI's taxonomy places the organism in Eukaryota, Viridiplantae, Streptophyta, Magnoliopsida, Fagales, Juglandaceae.